This is a messenger RNA of Diversispora eburnea, 143 nucleotides long. The record is from the annotation of a GenBank genome assembly. NCBI's taxonomy places the organism in Eukaryota, Fungi, Glomeromycota, Glomeromycetes, Diversisporales, Diversisporaceae.
AAGAAGGUCAUGAUGACAUUUCACAUGAGAAAGUUGAAAGUAAUUGUGGACCUGAUGUUUGUAUUCAAGCUGAACUCAUACACAUAUACUGUAUAACGAUUGUUGAAAAUAGGUUGGUUAAAGGUGUAUUAUUUUGGUUAUAA